AUGCAUCAGGUGUUGAUUGUGAGUGAGGUUGGGAUGCAGGUUGUUGUUGGAAUGCAUCAGGUGUUGGCUGGGUGGCCUCAGGUGUCGGCUGAACCAGAUGUCUCUCCUACCUCAAUUACCAUUGAUGAGGCAGUGCGUCUACGGAAAGACGGAGGAGAACUUGUUAUUCCACUUCAUGAUAAUCUCACUGCCAAAAAGUACCUUGUUAAUUGUUCAUCUACUUUCCACGAAAAUACCGUAGGGGAUUGGCAUGCAAUGGAUAUAGAGCAGUGUAAUGGAAAAAGAAAGAUGACGAUAAUGCACACAAGCAUCAUGCAACCAACAUGUGUUGUCUUAGCAAAACUGAAUACGAAUCUCUUGCAUAAAAAUUUGAAGUUUGAACUGAAAAAAUGUGAUUGGAAAAAGAGACUACUAAAAAUGUCAGUCAAAUCCUCAAAUAGAUAUUUGUCAUCUCUCAUCAUAAAUCACUUGAAUCUCAAACAGUUUUGGAAGACUCCUGUAAAUUUCACGCCAACCAUAAUGUGCUUGAAAAAAAGUGUCAACAUUUAUAUUCAUCCAGAGUACCAUGGCUAA
Vicia faba (fava bean) is the source of this 573-nucleotide messenger RNA. NCBI's taxonomy places the organism in Eukaryota, Viridiplantae, Streptophyta, Magnoliopsida, Fabales, Fabaceae. The record is from the annotation of a GenBank genome assembly.